AUGGCGCCGGGUGAGGGGGUAACGGGGAGAUGGCUGCCGGGUGAAGGGGUAACGGGGAGAUGGCUGACGGGUGAAGGAGUAACGGGGAGGUGGGCUGCCGGGUGAGGGAGUAACGGGGAGAUGGCUGCCGGGUGAAGGGGUAACGGGGAGAUGGCUGCCGGGUGAAGGAGUAACGGGGAGAUGGCUGCCGGGUGAAGGAGUAACGGGGAGAUGGCUGCCGGGUGAAGGAGUAAGGAGGGAGGCCGUAGGAGGGCAACAACCCAGCAGCAGGACCGCUACCUCCGCCUUUGUGCAAGGAGGAGCACUGCCAGAGCCCUGCAAAAUGAGCUCCAGCAGGCCACAAAUGUGCAUGGGUCUGCUCAAACGGUCAGAAACAGACUCCAUGAGGGUGGUAUGAGGGCCCGACGUCCAUAGGUGGGGGUUGUGCUUACAGCCCAACACCGUGCAGGACGUUUGGCAUUUGCCAGAGAACACCAAGAUUGGCAAAUUCGCCACUGGCGCCCUGUGCUCUUCACAGAUGAAAGCAGGUUCACACUGAGCACAUGUGACAGACGUGACAGAGUCUGGAGACGCCGUGGAGAACGUUCUGCAACAUCCUCCAGCAUGACCGGUUUGGCGGUGGGUCAGUCAUGGUGUGGUGGGCAUUUAUUUGGGGAGAUGGAGUAACGGGGAGAUGGCUGCCGGGAGAAGGAGUAACGGAGAGAUGGCUGCCGGGAGAAGGAGUAACGGGGAGAUGGCUGCCGGGUGAGGGGGUAACGGGGAGAUGGCUGCCGGGUGAAGGAGUAACGGGGAGAUGGCUGCCGGGAGAAGGAGUAACGGGGGAGAUGGCUGCCGGGUGAGGGGGUAACGGGGAGAUGGCUGCCGGGUGAAGGAGUAACGGGGAGAUGGCUGCCGGGAGAAGGAGUAACGGGGAGAUGGCUGCCGGGUGAGGGGGUAACGGGGAGAUGGCUGCCGGGUGAAGGAGUAACGGGGAGAUGGCUGCCGGGUGAGGGAGUAACGGGGAGAUGGCUGCCGGGUGAAGGAGUACCAGGGAGAUGGCUGCCGGGUGAAGGAGUACCAGGGAGAUGGCUGCCGGGUGAAGGAGUAACAGGGAGAUGGCUGCCGGGUGGAGAUGGCUGCCGGGUGAAGGAGUAACGGGGAGAUGGCUGCCGGGUGAAGGAGUAACGGGGAGAUGGCUGCCGGGUGAAGGAGUAACGGGGAGUGUUAAACUAGUCCUGGCUAACAUUAGGCCUAGCUACACCACACACUGUCAGAGAAGGAGGGACAGAAAAGGAAGUAGAGAAAGAUAGAAUGAGACAGAGGUUUGUCCUGUUGUGUGUUGUCUGUUCUACAGUGUAGACACUAUGGAUUGCUCCUUUAAUGCAAACAAAGCUUGUAUGGAUUCGCGAAAGAAACCGAUGGAAAAACAGACAGAGACAUAUAGCCCACUGGGUCAGAGGCUGUUGUUGACCACAGAGCCUAGGUAAUGUAGUGGGACAGAGAGACAUAUAGCCUAGGUAAUGUAGUGGGACAGAGAGACAUAUAGCCUAGGUAAUGUAGUGGGACAGACAGAGACAUAUAGCCUAGGUAAUGUAGUGGGACAGAGAGACAUAUAGCCUAGGUAAGUAGUGGGACAGGGAGACAUAUAGCCCCCUAGUAGGAGUAGACAGAUAUAGCCUAGGUAUGUAGUGGGACAGAGAGACAUAUAGCCUAGGUAAUGUUGUGGGACAGAGAGAGACAUAUAGCCUAGGUAAUGUAGUGGGACAGACAGAGACAUAUAGCCUAGGUAAUGUAGUGGGACAGAGAGACAUAUAGCCCAGGUAAUGUAGUGGGACAGACAGAGACAUAUAGCGUAGGUAAUGUAGUGGGACAGAGAGACAUAUAGCCUAGGUAAUGUAGUGGGACAGAGAGACAUAUAGCCCAGGUAAUGUAGUGGGACAGACAGAGAACAUAUAGCCUAGGUAAUGUAGUGGGACAGACAGACAUAUAGCCCCAUUGUAUCAUAGUAGGCGUUGUUAAGCAAUUGCCUGAUUGACUCAAACUGAAUUGUUCCCUACAUACUUCGUCUGAGACUCCCAUCGUUGAAGUCGUUUGUGGUGAUGUCAAAAUGAGGGGUGUUGUACAAAACAAAGUCAUCAGUGAUUGGAUAAUUUCUAACCAAUCAGAGUAUCCAAGCCAAUAACACAUUUUUAAAUGCUGCUUUACCCAUGUGUGUUCUGGCUCUGGCCCAACCCCCGGUUUCUGGGACCAAUCAGUAAGGUCAGAAUGUGUUUGCGUUCUAGAAAUAGUCAGGGAGGUACUCAGAUCCAGACGCAUUGCUGAGAAGAAAACGAACAUCUGUGGGCGUGGCAAUUUGGACGGAGCAAGGAGUUUGGGUACCCAGGCAAGUUGACCACAGAGCCCAAACAGAGAGAGAUACUGAACACUACACUACUAUAGCUAUAGGACGACAGUCACCCUACACACACAGAGACAGAAAGAGACAGAGAACAGGUUAGGAGCCUCUUUACUGGUGACCCCACACACACAGCUAUAGGACCGACAGUCACCCUACACACACACAGAGACAGAGAACAGGUUAGGAGCCUCUUUACUGGUGACCCCACACACCAUAGCUAUAGGACCGACAGUCACCCUACACACAGAGACAGAGAACAGGUUAGGAGCUCUUUACUGGUGACCCCACACACAUAGCUAUAGGACCGACAGUCACCCUACACACACAGAAACAGAGAACAGGUUAGGAGCCUCUUUACUGGUGACCCCACACACAUAGCUAUAGGACCGACAGUCACCCUACACACACACAGAGACAGAGAACAGGUUAGGAGCCUCUUUACUGGUGACCCCACACACAUAGCUAUAGGACCGACAGUCACCCUACACACACAGAAACAGAGAACAGGUUAGGAGCCUCUUUACUGGUGACCCCACACACAUAGCUAUAGGACUGACAGUCACCCUACACACACAGAAACAGAGAACAGGUUAGGAGCCUCUUUACUGGUGACCCCACACACAUAGCUAUAGGACCGACAGUCACCCUACACACACACACAGAGAGAGAGAAAACACACACUAGAGCUUUGGCUAGGACCACUGUUGUAUGCUAUAGUCGUUCUCUCUUGACCAACACUUCAUUAUUGUGAUGAUUAGUCAAUAAAACGUGAUCUAUUGGGGUCCAUCCUUCCCAUUUAGACUUCAUUAAGAGACUGGGGGAUUUGAGGCCUUUCUGUUAGUCAUUUCCCUAUACUCUCAGCCAAACUCCACAGAGAAUAAUAAGCCCCUCUGUUUAUACCCUCCUGUGGCUCUCCUGCCCCCCUUAACACACACAGACACACAUUUAGUCUUUCUGGGGUAAAUAUAUCCCUCUGUGGCUUUCAGCAGGAAGUGAGGAGGAGACACACACCACUGAAUGGGCGGAGCCAGCUGUGUCACCAUCCCAUUACCCAUGCACUUGUCAACAAACACACAUUGUGUAGCCACAGCCUGGGGCUGAAGGAAAUGAAUGGAUGGAGCAGUAAAUCUCCAAAAUACCCAUUGACUAGUGAGAGCAGCCAAACAGACAUUGCCCCUAACCACAGAUCUAGGAUCAGAUUGCCCCUCCCCAAUCCUAACUAUUAGCAGGGUAGUGGGUUCGAUCCCCGGGACCACCCAUACGUAAAAAAAUAUAUGCACGCAUGACUGUAAGUCGCUUUGGACAAAAGCGUCUGCUAAAUGGCAUAUUAUUAUUAUUAUUAUUAUUAUUAUUAUUAUUAUUAACAAAUAUAUCUGACCCAGUAUCGGCGAUUAGAGGAGAGCACUGGCUGUAGCAGUGCCAUCCUGUUAUAGUGAGAGGGUGAAGGAGUAGCAGGGAGAUGGCUGCCAGGUGAAGGAGUAACAGGGAGAUGGCUGCCGGGUGAAGGAGUAACAGGGAGAUGGCUGCCGGGUGAAGGAGUAACGGGGAGAUGGCUGCCGGGAGAAGGAGUAACGGGGAGAUGGCUGCCGGGAGAAGGAGUAACGGGGAGAUGGCUGCCGGGUGAAGGAGUAACAGGGAGAUGGCUGCCGGGUGAGGGGGUAACGGGGAGAUGGCUGCCGGGUGAAGGGGUAACGGGAGAUGGCUGCCGGGUGAAGGAGUAACGGGGAGAUGGCUGCCGGGUGAGGGGGUAACGGGGAGAUGGCUGCCGGGUGAAGGGGUAACGGGGAGAUGGCUGCCGGGUGAAGGAGUAACGGGGAGGUGGCUGCCGGGUGAGGGAGUAACGGGGAGAUGGCUGCCGGGUGAAGGGGUAACGGGGAGAUGGCUGCCGGGUGAAGGAGUAACGGGGAGAUGGCUGCCGGGUGAAGGAGUAACGGGGAGAUGGCUGCCGGGUGAAGGAGUAAGGAGGGAGGCCGUAGGAGGGCAACAACCCAGCAGCAGGACCGCUACCUCCGCCUUUGUGCAAGGAGGAGCAGGAGGAGCACUGCCAGAGCCCUGCAAAAUGACCUCCAGCAGGCCACAAAUGUGCAUGGGUCUGCUCAAACGGUCAGAAACAGACUCCAUGAGGGUGGUAUGAGGGCCCGACGUCCAUAGGUGGGGGUUGUGCUUACAGCCCAACACCGUGCAGGACGUUUGGCAUUUGCCAGAGAACACCAAGAUUGGCAAAUUCGCCACUGGCGCCCUGUGCUCUUCACAGAUGAAAGCAGGUUCACACUGAGCACAUGUGACAGACGUGACAGAGUCUGGAGAUGCCGUGGAGAACGUUCUGCUGCCUGCAACAUCCUCCAGCAUGACCGGUUUGGCGGUGGGUCAGUCAUGGUGUGGUGGGCAUUUAUUUGGGGAGAUGGAGUAACGGGGAGAUGGCUGCCGGGAGAAGGAGUAACGGGGAGAUGGCUGCCGGGUGAGGGGGUAACGGGGAGAUGGCUGCCGGGUGAAGGAGUAACGGGGAGAUGGCUGCCGGGUGAGGGAGUAACGGGGAGAUGGCUGCCGGGUGAGGGAGUAACGGGGAGAUGGCUGCCGGGUGAAGGAGUAACGGGGAGAUGGCUGCCGGGUGAAGGAGUAACGGGGAGAUGGCUGCCGGGUGAAGGAGUAACGGGGAGGUGGCUGCCGGGUGAAGGAGUAACUGGGAGAUGGCUGCCGGGUGAAGGAGUAACUGGGAGAUGGCUGCCGCGUGAAGGAGUAACUGGGAGAUGGCUGCCGGGUGAAGGAGUAACUGGGAGAUGGCUGCCGGGUGAAGGAGUAACUGGGAGAUGGCUGCCGGGUGAAGGAGUAACAGGGAGAGAUACUGUACACUACACUACUGGCCUACACCAGAGAGGCAAACAGAGACCUGUUUUCACUUCGUCAUUAUGGGGUAUUGUGUGUAGAUUGCUGAGGAUUUGUAUUCAUUUAAUCCAUUUUAGAAUAAGGCUGUAAUGUAACAAAAUGUCAAGGGGUCUGAAUACUUUCCGAAUGCACUGCAUGUAUAUAUAGAUAUAUAUAUAUAUAUUUGUAUUUAUUAUAGAAGUCAAAGGUCACAUAGACAGAGACCAGCCUCGUGGCGAGCAGUGGUUAGUGUGAGUAUACUGUAAGAAGUGUUACCUGGACUCCAACAGUCUUGAUUGGAAGCAGGAAGGCAUUGAGUGAAUGGAGACUGGUGAUCUGCAGGAGUUUCUCCUCCUCCUCGUCUGAUAUACACGACUUCACUCUCUGCAGCAACGUGUGGGGCUGGAGGGACAGUAGGUUAUGUUUAUUAUUAUUAGCUAGUCAAAUCAAAUGUUAUUUGCCACAUGCGCCGAAUACAACAGGUGUAGACCUUACAGUGAAAUGCUUACUUACAAGCCCUUAACCAACAAUGCAGUUUCAAGAAAAUUAAAUGUUAAGUAAAAAAUAAAAAAUAAUUAAAGAGCAUCAGUAAAAUAAAAUAACAGUAGCGAGGCUAUAUACAGGGGGGGGGUACCGGUACAGAGUCAAUGUGCCGUGGCACAGGUUAGUCCAGGCAAUUGAGGUAAUAUGUACAUGUGGGUAGAGUUAAAAUGACCUCACUCUCUGCAGCAACGUGUGGGGCUGGAGGGACAGUAGGUUAUGUUUAUUAUUAGCUAGUCUGACAUAAAGAGUUAGUUAUCAGCAUGUUGGUGCAUUAAGAAGGAAAGUUGGGGUCAAUUACAUCAACAGUCCAUUCUAGAGCUCUGUUAUUAGCACUGUUUUCCCGUCAUAGACUAGUGAUGCUCUGCUCUCUGACCUUUUUGACCAUGGCAGAGAAGUCUGUGAUGAUCUUGAGGAUAUUGUUGGUCUCAGCAAAGUCCUUACAGAUGUAGGGCUCAUCUGCACAUAUCACUCUGAUGGCCAGGCCAGGCCCUACAGGAGAGGAUGGGGUUAACAUUACAGCCAUACUGCAAAACAUUCUGCUAUUCUCCAUGUUGGUUCCAAAUGUUCCAUGACUACAUAUAACAUUCUAUUGUGUGUGUGUGUGUGUACGGUGGGGUACUGACCAGGGAAAGGGUGUCGACAGACGAUGUCCUCUGGCAGUCCCAGUUCUCUGCCAAGUGCCCGUACCUCAUCCUUAUGGAAGUCCUUCAGCGGCUCAAUGACUUUUCCCUGGAGGGAGUGAGAGGAGACAGUUCAGACCAGAGGUGUGGACUCGAGUCACAUGACUUGGACUUGUCUCAAGUCAUGAAAUUUGUGACUCUUGACUUGUUAGAAAAUAAAAUAAUUACUAGCAUAGGCCUACUCAUCUUUUGGUAUGUCAAAAUUGCUUGAAAUUGCUAAUGUACUUAUGAAGCUUGCAUUUGGAAUUUGUUGUCUGCAAAUGUGCAGGUGAAUAAGGGAAUCUGACAACAUUACUGUCGAUGUCCAAUGUUUACUUUACCCUCUGCAUUUCAUACAUGAUACAGCUUGUGUCACACUCAAUGCGGUCCCCACACACCCCACUUAUAGUCCAUUAGUUCCUGGUGGAACACCCACCCAUCUAUAUUGUCAAGAUUCAUUAUUACUUCAUCAAAAUGUGUUGUAGACUAAAUAAUGAAAAGGGCCGUCUGGUAGCCUCAAUAAAUAGACAAAGAUUUGUAGUUAAACAAGUCAUUGCCUGUAUAGAUUUUUUUUACUUGACUUGCUUUUAGACUGCACGACUUGGACUUGACCCGCUCAACAUGGGACUCGACUUGAGACUUGCUUGUGACUGGAAUAAUAGUGACUUGGUCCCACCUCUGGCUCAGACAGCUCUGAUACGCGCUUUCAAGGUUGUGUUUGAAGUUUGUCUCAGUGUGUUUGUGUGUGUACCUCGUCUCUGAGCUUGCGGAUGAGCUCUGUGUCGUUGUGGUGUGUUUUGAUGACCUCUGCCUUGCCGCUGGCGAGGUGAGAAGCACUCUCUAUGAGGUCUGGCCUCAGGGUGCCCUGGGCUAGGAACACCUCUUCCGGCUUCAGGUUCAUCUCCCCUAUCACCUCAUUGGCCACCUACAGACACCAAUCACACACACAAGAAGUUAAUUCAAUAGUCUUGAUUUAUCUAUUUUUUUGAGAAGGACAGACAGAAAGAGACUCGCAGACAGACUCUCAGACAGACAACAGACUAAGAUAAAGUUUAGGACAAGUCAUGAUUCCAUGUGGAAGCUUUUCAAAAAUAAACAGGUUCAUGGGACCAGCGCCGUUGCUAACUAGCAUAGCUGGUCCAUUGUUGCAAAGAGUUAUGGGAUAUUAGAAAUAUCUCGACUUAACCCUUGUCAUCUUCAACUUAGACAACAGACAGGCAAGACAGACAGUACCUUGACGAAGGUGUCUCCGAUAAUCUUCCUCUUCUCCUCAGGGUUGGUGGUCAUGUUGAGGGUCUUGCUGAUGCGUUUCCGUGGCGUCCGGUCCUCGUCGGAGAUGGGCAGGGUCGUCGUGCCAUUAUAGAAGGUGUGUGCUGCGUUCACCACUGGAGAGAGAGAGAGAGAAGUAUAGUUCAGUCAGUGAUAAUGUUUUUAUAUACACAUCCAGGCACAUGUAUGCUACAUGAGUCCAUUCUAGACAGGUGUAGGACACCAGCUUGGCCUGACCUCUCACCUUUUGAGGACUCUCACCUUUUGAGGAUGACGCCCAGCUUGGCUUGACCUCUCACCUUUUGAGGUUGAUGCCCAGCUUGGCCUCUCACCUUUUGAGGACUCUCACCUUUUGAGGAUGACACCCAGCUUGGCUUGACCUCUCACCUUUGAGGUUGAUGCCCAGUUUGGUGAGGGCCUCCUCAACGCUCUGGCUCUCUCUCUUCCUCAUGAAGCCGUUGUCGAUGUGCACCGCGAUCACCUGCUCCUGGUUCAGAGCUUUGUUCAGCAGGGCCGUACACACCGUGGAGUCUACCCCGCCACUCAGCAGAACCUGGGGACAACAUUGGACCAGACACGUCAAGCAACACAACGCCAGGACUAGAAAAACUCUCUCGCUCUCUCACACACACACUUACUUUCUGAGAGCAGAGGGAGUCGAUCACAUCGUUUCAGCAGAGAACACAGUUUAAUUUCACUGUCUAAUUGAGUGUUUAAUAACUCAGAUUGACUUACUACGCCCUCCCCCUCCCAGGGUCUCUAUGUUCUAUACUAUGGGGCACAUGCUGUACACCCACAUACUGCAUCUAACCAUACUAUAGAUAACUCACCAGUACUUUGGACUUGCCAACUUUCUCCUGAAUCUCUGUGAUACAGGACUGCUGGCGGUUCUGGACAGUGAAGUUGGAGGUGCAGCCGGCGAUCUCAAACAGGAAGUUACGUAAUAUCUCUGUGCCCCGCUCUGUCAGGUCCACUUCCGGGUGAAACUGGGUCCCAUACAGCUUCUUCUGCUCGUUGGCAAUACCUGUCAGAGAACACCGGGGGGCAGUGGUGAGGUGUGGGUGGUCAAAGACAAGGGGAAAGAAGGGUUGGGGAUGGAAGAAGGGCAGGGGAUGGAAGAAGGGCAUGGAGGGCCAAUGGGCUUCAUGAUCAUAUUGUGGAAUUGACUGAACGCAGGGAAGUAUGGCGGUAGACUAAAUGAGUCUCAAAUAUAAAUUAUCCUCCAGGCCCAGGAUCCUUUCCCAGAAUGCUUACCUGCAAUGAUGCUCCCUGACUGAGCCACCACCUUGAAGCCAUCGGCCACCUUGUCCACACUGUCGCCAUGAGUCAACAGCACCAGCUCCUCCUUCUUCAGGCCCCUGACAACAUCAAGUCACACACAGGGUCAAAAGGUCAGACAGGAAGUAAAAGCAUCAAAACAAACAAGCAUCAAAAGAACAAAAGCAUCUCCCACUCCAAACGAGGAGAAGCUCCCAGCACGAAUCUGCUCCUGUGGAAACAAGAUAUCGGUCAAGGACACCGGCUCGGUGUGCAUCGCUUGCCUUGGGCUGCAACAUGCCAGGGAAGCAUUAGUCUCCCCCAGCUCCUGUCCACACUGUGCCGAGUCUCCGUCGCAAGCAGGCACGCCAAGCUAGCCUGAGUCAACAGGACCCUAACAUGGGGGAUGGCGUCCCCAAUGGCUCAUCAGAGGCAAUGGAUAUCCCCACGGGGAAUCCUGGAGCGACCAGCUCGACGCCAUUGACCCACUGCUGGAGGAAUCCAGCAACGACCUCGCGGCAUCCCUGCCAGGCUUCCUGACUGGAGACGGCAACAACACCAUGGGGUUUUCCGACAGCCUCCUUUUGAAAUCAUCGGACGGAGACGAAGACUCCUUCAUCCCCUCAGGCCAGGCCACCAAGCCUCCUGCCGGGGAAUCUGAAACCGGAGACGCAGGCCAUCCCCACCAGCUCUCGGUGUGGACCUGCAGUAUGUGUGCAAACGCGCUGUAGAUAAACUGGUGAUUCCCUGGCCCAAUGCAGUAACAGAGACCACCACGUCCCGCUGCGAAGGUAAGAGGCUACCCAAAGCCAAACGGGCGGCAAGGCAAUUACUACCAGUCUUCCCAGAAUGCCCGGAGGAGGUUACCAGUACCUGGAGUACACCUUUAUCCUCCAAGAACCCUGUCCAAAGUGGGUUGGUGUUAGACUGUGUUGACAUGGAAGGGAUUGGGCUUGCCGACAUGCCUACCAUCGAACCCCUGGUGGCUUCCCAUCUACACCCCAGCCAGAAGUCCUCCAUGACCUCGACUGGCCCCACCUUACCAAGUACGAGCGCUUCCAGUCCUCCGCGACAGAGAAGGUCUACAGGUCGGCCGCCACAGCGGUGCCUCCAUGCUCUCGGCAUACCAAGCUGACCUACAGGAGGAGAUAAUGGUCACACUGGAGCCGGGGGUGUUGGACGAGAUCUGCAUUGCCACAGACCUCAACCUGCGUCUGCUUAAAGCCGCCGUCCAGGCAUAAGGAAGAGCGAUGACGGCUCAAGAUAUCUCAGGAGAGGGCGCGAUGGAUCAAUCUAUCCACAGUGUCUGACAGUGAGAAGCUGAAGAUCCUGGAUGAUCUGGGAGAUCCUAAAGGCCUUUUCCACCGUCGAGAUGAUGCAGAAACGGUGCGAGGAGAAGAAGAGGGAGUGUGAAGCCCUCCAGCUCUCACUGCCCAGGAAGACACAGCCCAGUGCCUCGCCGCAAUUUCUCUCAGGCUGCAACAGGUCGACCCCUCAACAUUUAAGAUCCCCAGAUGUCCAGCCCCCCAGGCUGCGAGCCCAGGGCAGCAGAGAACCUUGGACCCUAAAGGCCCCUGGUCUAAGAAUCCCCCCCCCCCCCACACGACACCAAGGAGCCAGCUGGCCCCUAACCCCACCCUGGGGGUAAAGAGGAAGAAGCGAAUGGCCUAGCGGUGUCCCCAUCGCCAAAGAGGCAAGAACGGCCUCCCCCAAGCACCGUUCUAUUUCCUCCACCAAUCCUGAGCCUGUUCCAGUGCGCAAGUUCCCAGGCACCUCAGUGUUCUUUCCGGCGUACCGGUCCCAAGUCAGUGGUCACAGAGUAAAGCCCAAAGAGCAAAAUAGACAAUGGUGAAUGCCCCUACAAAACACUCCCCAAUGUCAGUUCACAUUAAAAAUGUUACCACUAGCGCAACCAGGCUACAGGCCAAGGGCGCAGUCAGACGUUGUUUCUCACAAGAUCAAAACAAACAGGGUGCCUCCCUAUAACGCCAUCAGAGGGAGCCACAUAAGCACUUUCCCGGUACGGGCCAGCCGAGCAUGUGCAGUGCGUUGCGGAUUGUUGUACACCCUCUCCCCGACAGUGGGGUGAAGCCCCGGCAGCCCUCUCUCGGAGCGGAGAGAGAAAACUGCCGGGCAUGCAAAGUGUCAAACUGGGUACAGGUCACGAUAGACGGGAUACAGACUACAAUUCGCUGUCACCCUGCCUCGAUCCAAAGGCUCAGGGGGAAUCAGCGUGUGUCUUCCGGGAGGAAAUAAGAAUUGUUCCUCCUGAGCAAAGCCACUGCGGUUUUUACUGCGGUAAUAGCCUGAUCCUAGAUCUAUGUGCUUUGAACAGGCACAUGAGAAAGAGUACACGUUCAGAAUGUUGACGCACUGCUCUGCUAUGUUCUGUGCGCCCAGGCGAUUGGUACGUAUCCGUUGACCUGAAGGACGCUUACAUUCACAUCUCAAUUUACCCUCCUCACAGGACAUUUCUCAGAUUCCCUUUUCAAGGCGUAAUUCUAUGUAUUUCUGGUCCUCCCUGUCGGCCUCUCACUGUCACCUCAGGUUUUUACAAAGUGUCCCGAGGCAGCCAUAGCCCCACUUAGAGAGAGGGGCAUUAGGCUGUUGACGUACAUAGACGAUUGGCUGCUAUGCGCUUAAUCGAGACAGGAUGUCUUAGAACACAGUCAACUGCUUUUGGAACACCUGACAUUUCUAGGUUUAAAAAUAAACACAGUAAAGAGCGUUCUGAUUCCCACACAGACAAUCUCUUUCCUAGGUCUAACCCUAGAUUUGGUAUCAUUCAAAGCUCGCCUCACAGUGGAACGUAGAACAUUCCAGAAUUGCCUAGCACUGUUUUCGCAGAGGGAACCUGGUGUCUUUCAAAACGUGCCUAGACUGCUAGGUUUGAUGGCAUCGGCUUUAGUAGUAAUCCCAUUAGGACGCUUGAAUGUGAGAGGGUGUCAACGCUGGGUCUCUUCUCUAGGUCUGAGCCCAAUACGUCACAAACAUCACUGUGUACAGAUCUCCAUAGAUUGCACGGCAGCACUACACUCCUGGAGACACCCGACGUUUCGGUCACAGGUUCUCCAGAUAUGCAUUGUUUUAGGCAGAAAAGUAGUCAGGACGGACACAACUCUUGUCAGGUUGGGGGUGUGCGACCCACGAGGGCAGAACGGUGAACAGGGUGUGGGGACCCCAUCUCCAUUCUACUCACAUAAACAGCCUGGAACUCCUUGCGGUGUCCCUAGCAUUAAAAAGUAGUUCCUCCCAUUUCUAGAGGGUCAUCAUAUUCUAGUCAGAACUUUUGUGGCUUACAUAAAAACAGACAAUUAUAUAGAUAGGCACGCUUUAUCUUGUCUGGUUUAGCAUCCCAGAUAAAGCUAAAUAUUUUUCUUCUCCUAUGAUUUGAUCAAAUCAGGAGUAGGCAGCGCCAUAAGUGAGUAAACUGAGAUAUGACUAAGGAGUUAAUCAGUGCAAUUUUUCCAUAAAUACAGGUAUUUACCUCUCCAUGGUUGCAGGAUCUUGUCUAUUUUUUACUAGUUUUCUAUUGAAAUUCAUUGUGGAGAGCUCAUUUAUAUAUUUUGUGAUAUGAAUACCAAGUAUGUCUACUUCACCAUCAGCCCAUUUUAUAGGUAAACUGCAGGGUAAUGGAAUAUUGUCCACUUAUCAUAAUUAGGUUUUAGUCCAGAGAGUCCAGAAAAGUUAUCUAGAUGUUCAAUGAAACAUUGCAGGGAUCUAGCUUGCGGACAUAAUAUAAAACUUGAGUCAUCGGCAUACAUGGACACAUUUGUUUUUAAGCCUUGGAUUUCAGGCCCCGUGUAGCUCAGUUGGUAGAGCAUGGCGUUUGCAACGCCAGGGUUGUGGGUUCGAUUCCCACGGGGGGGGGGGCCAGUAUGAAAAUGUAUGCACUCACUAACUGUAAGUCGCUCUGGAUAAGAGCGUCUGAUAAAUGACUAAAUUGUUUUUUUUUAAAUGUUAUUUGAUCUGAUUUUAAUAGCUAGCAUUUCGAUGGCCAUAACGAAUAGAUAUAGUGACAGCGGACACCCAUAUUUGAUGUGUCUUCCCCUUGAGCUGGUAGCUUUUAUCCCCCACUGUUUUCCUCUCCGGAACAUCUGUGGUUGCAUUCAUUGUGCCCACUAUGUGCUCUGCGCAUUUACAUGGGACAGGAUUAAGUGGUUUAGAAAAUGUGAUCAGUUGUUCAUUUCCUGGGCAAAACUUUACACGGGUAAAGCGCUCACUAAACACAACUCUCCCACUGGAUAGUGGGGGCUAUUGCUUUGCCCUACACAAGUAUGGGUCUUCAGUCUCCUGCUGGCCUAUGGCUCAUUCCACUAGAGGAAUGGCUAUGUCCUGGGCUUUAUUUAAGGGCAUAUCUAUCCAAGAUAUUUGCUCAGCAGAGAGUUGGGCUUCGCCUCAUACAUCUGUGAAGUUUUAUAGGCUUGAUGUCUCUGCACUGACCCAGGCGCAUACUGUUUUACCUUUAGGCCCAUUUGUGCGAUAUAUCGCACAGGGCAGUCGGUCGUCAGGAUAAGCUUGUCUGGCAAUACGAGAGUCGGUAUAUCCCAUAAGUGAAAUACCGAAACUAACACUUGAAAGAGAACGGCAGUAUGUGACUGUUGGAAUUUUGAUCCAGAUUGCGUCACACGCAUGGCUCUGGGACAAACCAAUCAAAAACACUUGUUUUGGCUCUUCGAUCCCUUCACCUCUUCUCUCUGAGUGGUUAUGGUGAAACUGUCUGAAGAAUCAUUAGUUCUUCCAACCCACCUGAAGAGAGAGCAGGUGUUGUCCAGUCCGAUGUUGAACACGCCAUCCUCCCUCACACUCUUCCUGUGUACUGUGCCUCCAAAAACUUUAUUCAUCAUCUGUGGACAGGACAAUUGAUCAUUAGCCUCGUAAAUCUGCAUUUUGUAUCGAUUGAAAGAUCUCCUUUCAUUUGUAUGUGAUGUGUACAUAAAGGGAUUAUUAGUGGGUUGUAUCCAAUUGAUCCGUCUAGACACACUGUUAUUGAACUCUAGGUGGUGAUGUCAUGAACCCUGAGUUUUAUGCUAAGAUCUUCUGGAGGAAGGUUUCAUGUAUGUGCAUUUCUCAGGGCCCUCCUACCUGCAUUCCAUAGCAGAUACCAAGGACAGGCUUUCCAAUGGUGAAUAUGGCAGGGUCAAACCAAGGGGCAUCCUCAGCAUACACAGAGUUAGGACCACCAGAGAUGAUGAUCGCUCUGGAGAGAGAAUGGGGGAUGAA
Coregonus sp. 'balchen' is the source of this 14190-nucleotide messenger RNA. NCBI's taxonomy places the organism in Eukaryota, Metazoa, Chordata, Actinopteri, Salmoniformes, Salmonidae. The record is from the annotation of a GenBank genome assembly.